AUGGCCGAGCCCGGAGCCCCCGCGGCCGGUGACAAAGCGACCCGGCUCCAGUCCCUCUAUUCCCCGUAUCCCCUGUAUCCCGGUGUUCCCGGUGAUCUCUGUAUUCCCUGUAUCCCCUGUAUUCCCGGUGAUCCCAGUAUUCCCGGUGUUCCCGGCUCUCUUCCCCCGCAGGACCGUGUCCUGGGUGGGCUGCGCUGGUCCCGCCUGCAGGAGCCGCUGGGCUUCAUCAAGGUGCUCGAGUGGCUCUUUGCCAUCUUCGCCUUCGGCUCCUGCGGCUCCUUCAGCGGUGAGACGGGGGCCACGGUGCGCUGUGAGAGCGGGGUCAUGACGGCCAUCUCCGUCCAGUUCGGCUACCCCUUCAGGUUGUACCAGAUUCCCUUCGGGAUGCCGGACUGCCAGGACGAGUCCGAGGCCCGCACCCUGUACCUGGUGGGCGACUUCUCGGCCCCCGCCGAGUUCUUCGUGACCCUGGGGGUCUUCUGCUUCCUCUACUCCAUGGCAGCCCUGGGGAUCUACCUCCGCUUCCAUUCCCUCUACUCCCAGAACACCAAGCUCCCCUUCGGGGAUUUCUGUGUCACCGUGUGCUUUGCCUUCUUCUGGCUGGUGGCGGCGGCGGCCUGGGGGAAGGGGCUGAGCGACGUGAAGGCGGCCACGCGCCCCGGGGCCCUGCUGGGCGCCAUGGCCGUGUGCCAGGACGAGGGUGUGCGCUGCAGCCCCGGCACCACGCCCGCCAUGGGGCUGGCCAACAUCUCCGUGCUUUUCGGGUUCCUGAAUUUCCUGCUCUGGGCCGGGAAUUGCUGGUUCGUGCUGCGGGAGACGCCGUGGCUGCGGCCCCCCCCGGCGCGGGACAGCGAUGCCGAGCAGGGCGCCAUCGACAAGCAGUGA
Chiroxiphia lanceolata (lance-tailed manakin) is the source of this 885-nucleotide messenger RNA. RefSeq names its product synaptophysin like 2 (gene SYPL2). The record is from RefSeq and is a predicted model, not a curated record. The transcript has 6 exons. Gene Ontology annotation, cellular component: synaptic vesicle; synaptic vesicle membrane. Bases 1 to 885 code for a protein of 294 amino acids. Lineage: Eukaryota; Metazoa; Chordata; Aves; Passeriformes; Pipridae.